GGAGGGGGAUUCUGCCCAGUGCGCGUGCUCGCCCGGCGGCCACCCCUUUCGUAUGUCAGCGCUCGGGGCCUCGCGCACUCCCCCGGGCUGGCUCAGUCGGGCGGCAGCAGGCGCAGGAGGCGGCGGCGGCUCUGCGAGUGGAGCAUCCGCAGCAAGGGGAGGGGGGCGCAGCAGGGAACAGCCGAGUCCGGGCUGCCUCCUCUCCCCGUCAGAGGGGGCCGAGGGCAGGGGCGACCGUCACCCCCUCAUCCAGCGUCGCCGAGCGACUCCUGCUCGCGGGGGGCGGGGGAGUCUCCAGUGGGGCCCCUCCAGCAGCCCGGCCCCCGCGCCGCCCCCCAGCCCGGAGUGCGGGCUGGGCCGGGGGGCUCUUGGCGGGCGGUUAUUGUUUUCAGCCCGGUUUCAGCGGGUGUGAAGGCCAGGGGCGUGUGUGGCGGGGAGCUCAACUGCUGACCAGAUGGGGGACGUUUGAGGGGGUUGAUUAGCUGCCCUAAUUAGCAUGAAUAAUUGGGGGGGCUGCCGUGGAUAGCUAUUGCUGGGGGCAUGGUCGGGAGCCUCCUUUCCUGUGGGUGGGUUAAUUAGUGGCCAAUUUUCUCGGGAUUAUCCCUCUUGUCUCGCCAUCCCCCCCUGGUUUCCACUGGUUUAGUUGGGUCCCAUAUGUAUAUUUUACACUGUCCCUGGCGGAGAAGGGGAGAAUUUUAAACCCUCCAUCCCCAACUUUCUAACCAUCUCACACACUCCUGCCCGGGAGGACUGAAGCAGCGGUCAGGUGUUGGUGAUUCCAGACUCAGACAGUUAGGGGUUCAGUUCUGAGGAAGCAGAGACUCGAGGGGCUUAUUGGAUUGAAUCUAUUUUGCGCAGGCUGCCACAGCUCUACAUCAGUAUCCUCACUUCUCUUCCCCACCCUCCUCUCCCCCGAGGGGGGGGAGGAGCUGGAAUCACUUCUAAUAUCCCCCACCCCCUUCCCCAACACACCUUGGUCCCUGGGGGCACAAGCCAGGCAUCACCCAUUGUAGUACCCGCUCCUUUCCUGGCCUUGGGGGCUCCAGCAGGACUCUGCUCCCUCCCUUGGAGUGCAGAUCAGAGAGGCCCUGAAAGGACUUCAUUAGCACCCUCUUCUCAGGGGGCACCAAGGGUACCAGCAAGCCUUCACCUCACUGAGAGAGCCAGGACUGAAGCACCAGUUACUGGGGGCACUGAAAGAAUCACCCGUCUUUGACAUCCGUUCAUCUCUUACCCCUUGGUCCCCAAGCCUCUGAGUUCCAUUAAAAGGAGAUCCCAGAGGUUGCAAGACUAGUCAAACAAGAUGUGCAGCUCAGUUGCUCCCAGGCUGUGGUUCUUAACAGAUCGUCGUAUCAGGGAAGACUACCCUCAACAGGAGAUCCUGAGGGCACUCAAGGCCAAGUGCUGUGAAGAGGAACUAGACUUUCGGGCCUUGGUGAUGGAUGAAGUGGUACUGACCAUUGAGCAUGGAAACCUGGGUCUCCGGGUGAAUGGGGAGCUCAUUACUGCCUAUCCACAGGUGGUGGUUGUACGUGUGCCAACACCCUGGGUCCAGAGCGACAGUGACAUCACGGUCCUUCGCCACUUGGAGAAGAUGGGCUGCCGAUUGAUGAAUCGGCCCCAAGCCAUCCUCAACUGCGUCAACAAGUUCUGGACCUUCCAGGAGCUGGCUGGUCAUGGUGUGCCUCUCCCAGACACCUUCUCCUAUGGUGGUCAUGAGAACUUUGCCAAAAUGAUUGAUGAGGCGGAGGUGCUGGAGUUUCCCAUGGUGGUGAAGAACACACGAGGUCACCGAGGCAAAGCUGUAUUCCUGGCACGAGAUAAGCACCAUUUGGCAGACCUGAGCCAUUUAAUUCGUCAUGAGGCUCCUUACCUGUUCCAGAAAUAUGUCAAGGAGUCCCAUGGCAAGGAUGUGCGUGUCAUCGUGGUAGGCGGCCGCGUGGUGGGGACCAUGCUGCGCUGCUCAACAGAUGGAAGGAUGCAGAGCAACUGCUCACUUGGCGGUGUAGGGAUGAUGUGCUCACUGAGUGAACAAGGCAAGCAGCUGGCAGUCCAGGUGUCAAACAUCCUGGGGAUGGACGUGUGUGGCAUCGACCUACUGAUGAAAGAUGAUGGCUCGUUCUACGUCUGCGAGGCCAAUGCAAAUGUAGGUUUCAUUGCCUUUGACAAGGCUUGUAAUCUAGAUGUAGCUGGUAUCAUAGCGGACUAUGCCGCUUCUCUCCUUCCCCCCGGUCGCUUGACGCGGCGUAUGUCCUUGCUCUCUGUGGUGUCCACGGCCAGCGAGACUAGCGAGCCAGAGCUGGGCCCUCCAGCUAGUGCCGCUGUCGACAAUAUGAGUGCUAGCUCCAGCUCUGUCGACAGCGACCCUGAGACCACGGAGAGAGAGUUGCUCACCAAGCUCCCGGGGGCUUUAUUCAACAUGAACCAGCUACUAGCCAAUGAGAUCAAACUCCUUGUGGAAUGAUGCCACGUGUAAAUACAUGACCAACAAAACUCUUGUAAAUUUUUUUUAAACCAACUUGCAAUGCUGUUUAUCAGAGAAGCUCAGGGAGAUGAAUGGAGUAGGGAGAGAAUUAGUCAAAAGAGUGAGAUUAAAAAGUGCAUAUUCUCUGAUUGCUGCUCUUACUUUUUAAUCCUGCAGAACAUAUGAUUGGUUUCAUUUUUUGGCAGCCAAUCUCUAGUCAGUGAUACCCAGUUCAAACCCACAUGGGGAUUUUAUUUAUGUGCAGCUGUGGUCCCAAGCUUAUCGCAGAACACGUGUAUUGAUGGGGAGAUAUUACAGCACAAUUCAUACUUCUGGUUUUGGAAUGUUAUCUUGCAAUUCUCCAAAAGCAUCUGUGAACUAAUGCAGCUGUGAACUCUCUCCUACCUCUUUAAGAGCUUGAUCUUGUGAAUUGCUUGAGUGCCUUUAGUUUCCAAGAGAGCUGAGGGUGCUUAAGGUCUGAUAUUUCAAAGGUGCUGAGCAUCUGCAGUUCCCAUUCACGUAAGUGGGAGCUGUGAAAGUUCAGCAUCUCUUAAAAUCAGCCCAUUGUGACCUUACAGGAUCUGGCCUUAAGUGAUGGGGCAGGGACAGGAAACUUGAGCUUUCAGUACAAACUUGCGACUUCUGCCAUCUCAGUAUUAACUGGCAUGUGUCCACAAAAUUGUGUCCAUAUUUGUUUAUAAAGCUUUUGAAAGGGAGUUGUUUUUUAAAUUUGUGUUUUUUAUCAUUUUAAAUCCUGGGGCAGGUAUGUAGAGGAAUCAGUCAUGUUCUCAUUCAUGGCAGAAGUGGCACGUUUUAACGAUUUUUGCACGAUUGGAGGAGAUAAACAGCAUUGUAAUGUUUGGUGUACAAAAUAAUGUUUAAUCCAAUGUGAAAAAGAAUUACACUAGUUUAAAACAAAUGUGCAUUGACUUGUAUUUGUUAGUGUUUUAGUCUUUUUGAGAGAGAGAUGCUAUGUUAAUGUUCCAUUUUUUAAUACAUGCUAGUCCAACACAUCCUUCUCUAUGCCUGCAUCUUUAACAGUGGCCAAAGUGAGAACACCACAAACCAUUUAACAAAACACUGACUUGAAGCCUGUGAAUCAUUCUUUUAUUUUUGUUGUUUUUUUCCGGGAAAUGUGGUAGGGUGUGGAGGAGGGAAAAGGUUGGUUGAAACCUCAAGGACAUUUAGGAUAAAGCUAAAGUUCCUUCAUUACCACUAUCACUAGGCAUGUAUUUUCCACAUUGAAAAUGUCCAAACUCUGAUGUCAGCUGAGUUCCAAAGCAUGGAUCCAGGGGAAAAAUACGCAGUUCUUGGCUUUGGGAAACUAUGCAGCAGAUUUUAAAAAAAUAAGGCUCAGCUAGAAUAAAAAUAUAAAAGGCCACAAGCAAUGAAUAGAUGGAUCCUGGACCCUGUGUGUGUGUGUGUGUGUGUGUGCGUGCUUUGCUUUAUUUCUUUUUGGUUUUGAGCUGUUCAGUUUCAUUUUUUCAGGCUGAUUGAUUUUCUUUCCUCAGUCCUUCUGGCUGUGCAUUUUCUCAUUCAAUUUGAGCAGUUUUGGGAAACAAAGAACCAAAACAGCAGUGUUGGGUCCAUUUUGAAGUCCCCAUCUUCCUUCUCACCACCUGCUUGUUCCUUCCCUCCUUCUGGGUUCAUAAAGCACUGGAACUAUAGAUAUAGAUAUAUAUAUAUAUAUAGAUAUAGAUAUAUAUAUGCGCCUCUUUUUAGGGAAAAAAAGUAAAACGUUUACGACUGAAAGAUGGUUUUGUGAAAAGAGGGUUUGGAGGGGGGUUUGUGUGUGUGCAAUGCUGCUGUUAUCUGGAUACUUUAAAGGAGCAUGUCCCAUGUAUCCGCUGAGGCUCUUCGCUUCCUACCCCUGUGGCCCCUCCUCAACUCUCCGCUGCUCUGCUGCUUUACCAUCACUCACUCGGAUCUUAAACAAACACAACUCAUGGACACUACGGAGAGAGACUUCAAGAGGCAAUAAACAGAACAGUAUUAACCUGCUUUCAUGGAGGUUUGAUCAUGCUUAUUUGUACAGUUUUUUUAAUUUUAAAAAGGAAUGUAAUAAAAUGAGGGUUUUUUGUAGAAUUAAAUAUUAUUAUUAAAAACAAGUGGAAGGUUGAUUGUUGAUGUUAGCUGAUGGAGUGAUCCAGAUGAUCCAGCAACAAAAGAAGUUUCAGCAGUCAAGGUCAUCUCUGAGGUUUUAUUUCUGAGCCUUCAAGUGCACAGAUUAUAACAAAAGAACACAAAGUUUUCCCUUGUAUAAAAAAUCAAAACACCCCAGCACAGGUUACAUCCAACCCAACUUUCUAGUUACUGGGUGGGAAAGCUCUGCCUUCUCACAGCUCUUCUCCCCUCAUCUGCUUACUAAGGAGCUGUUUUUAAAUAGUAUUCUGUAUUUCCUUUGAGACCCUGAUUGAGCCUGCAGUUUCCAACCCUACUUUAAUAUACACACUGUGAGCACCUGUGGGGGAUAUAAGUGAGGGACGGCAGACAAGUCAACUCCAUGCCAGCUGGAAGUAAUCAGCUAGGGCCUCUGCACUACUGUCACAGUAAAGAUAACUUGUUGGAAAGAGGCUGGUAAUAGCUGUAGGAGCUGAGCUGUCUUGAGUCCCCACAUUGCUUGAGGGAAUAAGGCUGUGGCAGCAGGGACUUUUUAAUGCAUCUUGAAGCCUUUAGAAUUUCCUACUCACACUUCAGAGUAAUACAAAUUUGUGAAGUGGUACACAUACUUUUAUUCUGAAACACACAAGCAAAUGGACUGAAGGGUAUCCUGUUGUGGCUGGCUCCCUUGUAAUGAGAUCCUCUUGUGCAAUUGGUGCUUCUUUUGCAAGAUUGGAGAAAAGUCUAUGGGUAGUGCUUGUUAUGGGGGAGGAUCAGGAGUUAAAACUUUACACACAUCCAUGUAGACAGUAAUUCUUGAUAUUGCUCACGGAAAGCCUUGCUGAGGAUUCAAAGCUUUGUCUAUUUGAAUCAAUCUUGUAUGUUCCUCUCCCCAACCUACCCAUUGUCCCAUGGUCAGUGAGAUGUAUAAAGUGGGGAAGAAAAACAGGUUUCACAUGUAAUACAACUAAAAAAAUCAAGCCUGUGCUAACCAAGAGAUGUCUCCCAUCACAUCUAAACACUACAGCUCAGCACUAUGUGCUAUGUUCUCUUCACUUCCACAUCCUAAAGAACACCUUCCAUACUCCAGUGCUUUAAUAGAGCUAACAUUACCUGUCAUAUUCUGCUUUGGAAGCUUAUAUUGGAAAGGAAACGUAAUCAAGAUACACUGAGGGUUUUUUUUGUUUUUUAAAAAGGGCUGAUACAGAUAAUGAUGGUGCAUGAGUUAAUGUGUCUAUAUUUUUUUAAGGGAGGGGAGAGAAACUUUUGUUUGCAGAAAUAAGUUUCUUAAUUUAAACCUGAUGGAAUUUGUUAUCCUGUUUGUAAGUGAUUUGGGGUGGGAGGGUCUGUGAAUUUUUCUGCUGUGUGAUUUGGUCACAUGUUUACAAUUCCUUGUUUACUGUGCUUAAUUCUGAAUUGUCUGUAUGGCUUUGUAUAUUAAGUAUUUUUUUAAUUUUUUGAUGUGUUUUAUAAAAUCGCCCCUUUCUGGAAUGCUACAAUGCCUCAUCUGUAACACAUGAUGGAAGAGUGACACUCUGUAUACACAUGGACUAUUUUUGUGUGUGUGUGUGUUCUACCCCCUCCGAGCUAUGUGGUCAUGCUUUGAUGGCUUUUCCACGCCUGCUUCACAUUUGCAAUCUUUCACGUGUGAUAUCUGCCCAGGAAAUGCCUCUGGAACUACUGUUGGCCAAAAAAAGAGGACACUUCUUCAGAUGUUUCACUGGACUUUUAAAUCUGACAUGUGAAAUCAGUAACUCUUUCUAAACCUCCUCUCUUCUUCCUCAAAUGCAAAAAGCCCUAGUUGGUUAAAUAUGUCAGGGGCCUCACGGGCUUAGAGAGACUUUGUGAAAGCAACCCGUGUGCGCAACAUCUUUCUCAUGGCUCACUCUUUUUGAGAAGGUUUAUGGGCUUUAUGGCUGGUGUGAGACACACGACCCACUCCUGUUCUCUCUAUGGAAUUGUAGGUGCUCAGACAGGAGCCAAAAAAGUCAAACAAUCCAGAGAAAAACUUCCCUUCUCCCCUUUCUGAUGGCGAGAGUGAGAGCUUAUGAAAAGUCCUUGAGAAUGUUCCUUCCUAAACUUUUCUCCCCAGUAAUGCAAGCUGGUAAAACAGUAAACGCAGCAGUUUGGUGGCAUCCAAAACCGACCUGUUGGCAGGUAAAUUCACUCUUUCUGCUCUUUUUCUUUUCUUUUCUUUUUUUUUCUUUAACCCUCACGUGUUUGCCUUUCUUCCUUCCCAUUUCCCCCCAUCCACACCCUAGUUUGAUGAAGCUUCUCAAAGGAUGUCUUCAGCAAUGAGGCUUAGAGAGCAAAUCCUACUUUCCUCCCCUUCCCCUCCUUUGUACAAGCUAGAUUUUAAGAAAAUUUUCAGGGUUUCUCCCUUAAUGUGCUCAGGUGAGCCACUGUGAGGGUGGGUUAAAUAUCAUUGCUGUGUCAGAAUGAUUGGAGGGAUGAUGUCUAACUGCACAAAUCCGACCAUCCUCUGUGUGUAUCUCUACUUUUUCCUUCCAUUAUGCUAUUCUGGCUUAAGUUUUCACAGGGUUAUGGUGCUUCCCCAGGUGCACGGUGAGCACAAAGUUUAACAGCAUCAAUUAGGAGUUGAAAGGUAUGGAAAACUAGUACUAAAAAGGUUGCAAAAUUUUAACCUUAAUCCAGAUAUGGGGGACAUGGCAAAUGGGAGAAUACCUCUGCUAAAUAGAACAACCUCUGGGCUGACUAUCUGUUUCAGGCAUUUCUAAUGAUCCCGCUAACUAUAAUAUCCAAGCAGCAAUAAAUAAUUUGCCCUUCUGUGGUACCUCCCAUCCACUGAUCUCAAAGCACUUUGCAGAUGUUGACAGUUUAGCCUCCCAAAUCCUUUGUGGGGUAAGAGAUUCCUUGUUCUACAGGUGGAGGCAAAGAGGUGAAGUGGGAAUCGGGGGGAGUUUCUAAGCAGGGCGAGUAUGACACUUCAGGCUGGCUUACAAGUGCUCCCUCAUAUAAUUUAUUUCUAGGUAUGCCUGCCCUUCUUCUGAAGAUCUUUUGUAUAUGUGAAUAACUCUGAUCUUUGUAGGCAUUAAAAAAAUUCUACUUGUGACCGUCUCAAUUUGUUUUCCUCUAUGCUCUAGAAAAGAAGAGUGUUUGUGUAUUCAGCUCAUGUGAGCUGCAAUACUCAAAACAAGAUGGGGGGGAGGAUUUUACAUAGAGCCAAAUUUUGCUCUGUUAUGCUAAUCUGAAAUAUCAGUGAAAUGACCAGAUUUUCACGGGUAUAACAGAGUAUAGAAUUUGUGCUUUAAUUUUACAUGCAAGAUAAUUGUUCAGACCUGUUAUACUCACAUUUCCAAUGCUUUUUCCUUUCAGACACACCCACUUCUCUCGUCUCACCACUGGGCAGGCCUAUUCCUUUAUUUGUGUAUAUUUUUGUGAAUCAGCUGCUGUAAGACAGAGUGUAACACUUUUCAGGCUUUCAGGCAUGUGGCUGGAUGUCUUCUGUUUUGGGGAAAGAUCUGUGGAUUUGUAAUAUUCUUCUCCCUCCCGUUGCCCUUAAGUUAACCAUAUCUGAACUUUUCUCUAGACUUUGCAGCUCCGACCCACAGCUAAUGCAUUUCUUCAAAGGUUUCUUGGUGGUAGAAAAUGUUAAGUCCUAUAGUGUUUAUAAACAGUCUUUGGUGGGAAGUGUAGAAGAGAAAAGCUGUUGCAGUCCAUUGAAGCUAAUGUCUCAAUCCUCUACUCUCCCACCCCGCCCUCAUUGCUGGAAUGGCUUUCAAAGCCUGAUAUUAAUCUUGCUUGUGUCCAGUGCUUUGCAAAGGGUGUUGGGUGAGGGGAGGAUGGAGGAGAAACUUGAAUAAGCCGUGGCACCUUAGACAAAGGGAUCCCAAUUGUGUAAUUAUGUGAGUGCUGAACAAGAACUUCUUCUAUAUGCCCUUCUGCUGCAACAGAAUAAUAAAACUGGUAGGUGGCAGUAGCAGAAGAAGGAACUAAUGUGGCUGGGACCUGCGAAACCUACAAUUCAAGGAGAGAUGGAUUGCAAAAUGUUAACUGAAGUAAGGGGGACAGAGGAGAGAGGCAGAGUCCUUGAACUGUCACUGAAUGACCUCAGAGCUCCAUGUAGCUUGAAAGCUUGUCCUUUCCACCAACAGAAGUUGGUCCAAUAAAACAUACUGCCUCACCCACCUUGUCUUGAUCUAGUUGAGUAAGUCAAGUUGGAAUGUAAUGCUGGUGAAUGGUGCUGGAUCAGCAGCCCCAGAGACCGAAAUCCUCUAUCCACAGGACAGGCAUUGUGAAGCGGCAAGAGAUCUUCCUUUCCCCUUUACGGGAACACUUUUCUCUCUCCAUUACCCUCUUGAUGAUGAAGGGAUGAGAGAACAGAACUGCAUAGGAGUGGAACGACAGCCAGAGUUUGAGAUGAGAUGAUAGCAGCCACAAUGAUGCUGCCUUUGUUACAUGGAAGAACUAAAUUAAAGUGUUGUGAAUUGUAACUCACAGAAGUGUGAGGUUCUUUUCAGUAGCUGUUUCUCUGCAAACGUAUUGUUUUCUUCCCCUGUCUUGUGAUUAAUUUCUCGAAGCGUCAGCUGAUAUCAGAAAUGUGCUGACCUCACAGCACUAGUACAGUGAAGACAGAAACCCGUAACUAACUCCAAGAUCUUUUAAAGAUACAGGAUGGAGAAUUUGUAUUUCCCCAGCAUGUUUCAUUUUGAAGGAUGCCAAAACAUUUAUGGAGUGGGCAUGGGGUAGAGUUGUGAUGAAUUUACUUUCUCAAAUGCUUUAGAAACCAAACAUCAGGUCUUCAGUUUUAUCAGAUCUCUGCUAUAAAUGCAGAUAAUAAAACAAGUGACUUAAAAGAAACAAACAAACAAAAAAACCCAACAUGUUUAUUCUAGCAGAGUUUAAAAG
Molecule: messenger RNA, 9433 nt
Organism: Mauremys reevesii (Reeves's turtle)
Lineage: Eukaryota; Metazoa; Chordata; Testudines; Geoemydidae
Gene: RIMKLB
Product: ribosomal modification protein rimK like family member B
Exons: 11
Coding region: 1304-2464 (386 amino acids)
Biological process (GO): protein modification process
Cellular component (GO): cytoplasm
Molecular function (GO): ligase activity, forming carbon-nitrogen bonds; ATP binding; metal ion binding
Source: RefSeq, a predicted model, not a curated record